Anoplopoma fimbria (sablefish) is the source of this 1444-nucleotide messenger RNA. RefSeq names its product SNAP associated protein (gene snapin). Lineage: Eukaryota; Metazoa; Chordata; Actinopteri; Perciformes; Anoplopomatidae. Gene Ontology annotation, molecular function: SNARE binding. Gene Ontology annotation, cellular component: BORC complex; BLOC-1 complex; synaptic vesicle. The record is from RefSeq and is a predicted model, not a curated record. The coding region runs from base 1 to 390 and encodes 129 amino acids. Gene Ontology annotation, biological process: lysosome organization; regulation of synaptic vesicle exocytosis; intracellular protein transport. The transcript has 4 exons.
AUGGCGACAGCAGCUGUGGCAGUGACUUCCUCCGGCAAAGAUGUUAUAGCCGAGGGGUUGCUCGACCUCCUGAGACCGGCUGUUCAGCAGCUCGACCUGCACGUGCACUCAGUCAGAGAAAGCCAGGUAGAAUUAAGAGAACACAUAGACAAUCUGGCCACAGAGUUGUGCCGGAUAAAUGAACAUCAGAAGGUGGCUCUAGACCUGGACCCUUAUGUUAAGAAGCUGCUGAAUGCAAGACGUAGAGUUGUGCUAGUAAACAACAUCCUGCAGAAUGCUCAGGAACGUCUGAGACGACUCAACCACAAUGUGGCCAAGGAGACAGCUCGAAGAAAGACCAUGCUGGAGGCUUCAGGAGUGUUCAGCUCCCGCUCCCCCAGUAAACCCUGAACCUCCUCUUCCUGCUCGGUGAACUGUCCUGACACAUCAAUACUGGAAACUGUAACUGGAGGAGCACAAUUCUUCCUUUGACAUUUAGUUAGCUGUUUGUCUAGUGACAGGCUCGCCUGCACUGUUUUCUCUGAUGUUGUAUUCGAAAAUAAAAAUCCUGACUGCAACCUGAUCAGCGUUAGACAGCUGAAAAAGACAAAAUACAACAGAAUCAGCUUUACAGUUUCACCAGAUCAUACAUUUAUUCUACACAUUAGAAAAAACUACUUAAUCCCACAAGCAUGAUUCUAAAAAGACCGCAACUUUAAUGUCACUCAGAAUGCAGGAUAGAUGACAACGCUUACUGGCGGGUAAAACUGUGGACCAAAACAACAGAUCCUUGUUUUGCUGCUGGAAAGUUUGUUUUUUUAAAGUUCAGCUAACCUGAACUGGUAGGGGUUUAAAAUGCAUAACAUGUUGUGUCAAAGUGAACACCACAGCAACAUCAUGUAGCACGUUCAUGAAUAUAUUAAGAAGGCUAUAGUGCAUACAUGAGUGCACUGGUUUACCAGUGGGGUUGGGUCAGAUUACUUUGAAAUUUAGCCGGGACCUCAAUAGAAUUACACUAUUAAAUAAAUGCAAUCUAAUCUGAGUACGUUUUGUAUUACUUAAAAAUCUUUUUUCAAAAACAUUGAAAAUGUUGCACUUUUAUAUAAAAAAAAAUGGACAAAGUCACACAAAUGUUUCCAUCAUUUUUUUGGGUUUGUUUAAACAUCUCAAAACUAUAACACUGCAAAUAAAAUGCAUUUAACAUGUUUAGCAUUUACUAUUGGUAAAAUAAGCGUCACUAAAAGAGUACUGGAACAAACUACAGGUGUAUUGCUAGUAUUCUACAACACGUUUCCUUUGUCUAAGUUGUUGUUGCCGCUUUUUUCCUAAAUCAAGGGCCACAUGGAAGACGCAAGGGGGAGCACUCAAAAUGAUCAUCAUCCAUUUUUAAUGUAAAAAAAAAAAGGUAUAGAAACUACAUCAUCCAUAAAUCGACAUUAAAAACCAAAUAUUAAUUAAAGCUACU